Dermatophagoides farinae (American house dust mite) is the source of this 1035-nucleotide messenger RNA. Its product is annotated as proteasome subunit beta type-7. The record is from RefSeq and is a predicted model, not a curated record. Gene Ontology annotation, cellular component: proteasome core complex; cytoplasm. Gene Ontology annotation, molecular function: threonine-type endopeptidase activity. NCBI's taxonomy places the organism in Eukaryota, Metazoa, Arthropoda, Arachnida, Sarcoptiformes, Pyroglyphidae.
UGGAUUGUCAAAUGUAGAAAAGUGUUUAUUUUUUUAUUGAUUUAGAAUUUUAAAUAAUUACUACUAAUACUAAUUACUAUUACCAAAAAUCGAUCGACAUGUCUUCGGCAAUCUUGCCCGAAAUACCAACUGGUGGAUUUAAUUUUGAAAAUUUUGAAAGGAAUGAGUAUUUGAAACAAAAAGGUUUUCCCAUUCCUAAAGUGCAGAAAACUGGCACCACUAUUGCUGGAAUCAUUUUCAAAGAUGGUGUAAUAUUGGGUGCCGAUACUCGUGCAACAUCGGGUAACGUUGUGGCCGAUAAGAAUUGUGCGAAAAUUCAUUUCCUUGCCAAGAAUAUGUAUUGCUGUGGUGCCGGUACAGCUGCUGAUACGGACUAUACUACAAAAAUGAUUAGUUCACAAUUAGAAUUAUUACGUUUGAAUACUGGCAAACAAGUGCCUGUGUGCGUUGCGAAUCGUUUGCUGAAACAAUAUCUUUACCGGUACCAAGGAUAUAUUGGCGCUGCUUUGGUUUUGGGUGGUGUGGACAAAUUCGGUCCUACUCUCUAUUGUAUUCACCCACAUGGUUCGACAGAUAAAAUACCCUAUACAACCAUGGGUUCCGGUUCGUUAGCAGCCAUGGCUGUAUUCGAAUCUCGUUGGAAACCCGAUUUAAGUUUGGAAGAAGGUAAAAAAUUGGUUCGCGAUGCAAUCGCAUCUGGCAUUUUCAAUGAUCUUGGCUCUGGUAGUAACGUGGAUUUGUGUGUCAUUACCAGACACGAGGCCCAAUAUUUGCGACCAUAUGAUGAAGCUAAUGUUAAAGGAAAACGAGAAGGAACCUAUCAAUUUGUUCGAAAUACAACAGCCAUAAUUGGACAACCACGAACCAUACCGAUUGAAGUGGAAUCCACUCAAACAAUUGCGAUUGGAGUAGAAUCAAUGGAUACUUCAUCAUAGCCUUGGAUAUUUUUAUUUUCAUUUCGUGUUCUGAUUAAUUUCCAAUUGAGCAAUUGAAUCGAAACGAAAAUCUAAUAAUAAAUACAAUUUUGCCCAAUAA